GAUCUUGACUUGAAGGCUUCAGAAUGUUUCGUAUGUGCUCUGUCAGUACCCAUCUUCUCUCACCAUCCUAAAAGCAGAUUUGUCCAGUUGAGACAUGUUACGUUUUUUGUGUAUAGCAGGGGCGCUAGGACCGUGAGGGAGAGCGCCUCUAAAUGCAUUUUCAGACAGUUAUUUGUAAGCGCGUUUGAGCCGGAUAGCAGUUGAAGCGACUCACACGGACGGACACUCACUUUGAGUAGGAAUGAAUAUAAUCCAAUAGUUGACUCAUCAAUAAACUUUGCUUUGACCGAAUUGAUUAGGACACGUUAUCAAAGUGGGGACUCGCUCUCUGCGGGACUGUGAAGAGAGAGAGAGAGAUAGAUACCUGUCACACUGAAGCGAUGGGAGAAAUCUGGAGAAUUGAUUUGCCCGAUAUUUUUGAAGGGGGCGAAAACGUGAAUUGGAUUUAAACACAGACUAACCUUUUAACAAAAAGUGUUUUGCUCAAUGACCAUGUAUCCACAUCCAAACUCUGGCCUGGCUCAUCUCUCCAUCUUAGUCCUGCUCCUCUCACUCCUCCUCCCCCUCUCUCUGCCAUCUCGAGCCCCCCCUCACCAACACCCCGUCCACCUCCCCUCACUGGUGCCCCAUGCACCCCUGCCCCUGUCCCGCUCUCGCUUUAGUUCCCAGACUCAACUGGACUUCACCACUCACUGCAAUGCCAGCUGUUACCACAAAGGAGAGCAAGAGAGCAGGCGAGAGCACCUGACUGAGCAGCUGGCAUUCGAGACGCUCUAUGCAGACGGUUCUCGUACCCUCACCACUGUGGAUGUGGCGGAUGAGGAUAAUUAUGAGGGCACCAUCAGUCCUGCCAGUCAACCUCCACCAACAAGAGGACGUAGAGUUACCAGUAGGCACAGGCGUCAGAAAAGACAGAUCUACGGGGCUGAUGGGCGCUUCAACAUACGCGGUGACCACUUCCUGUUGGACUAUCCAUUCUCCACGGCUGUGAGGAUCUCCACCGGCUGCACUGGGGUCCUAGUGUCUCGACUCCAUGUCCUGACCGCCGCUCACUGUGUGCAUGAUGGGAAGGACUACGUCAAGGGAGCCCGUAAACUGAGGGUAGGCUUCCUGACUCCUCCGUACAUCAACGGCACCAAGCCCAGCCACACCCCCACCAAGAAGCCCCUGGUGCGCUGGGUCCGGGUCAAACGCACCCGUGUCCCAAAGGGCUGGAUCCAGGGCCCCCAAGAGGUCAGCAUGGACUUUGACUACGCCCUCUUGGAGCUGCGCUGGCCCCACCGCCGGCCCUUCAUGCGUCUGUCUGUGGCUCCUUCCUCUGACGACCUGGCAGGGAAACGCAUCCACUUCUCUGGGUUUGACAGUGACAGGCCUGGGGAGCUGGUCUACCGCUUCUGUCCUGUGGAGGACGAGUCUAACGACCUGAUCUACCAGCACUGUGAUGCCCGGCCGGGGGCCAGCGGCUCGGGGGUGUACGGCCGCGUGUGGGACACGGCUCUGGAACGCUGGGAGAGGAAAGUCAUCGGCAUUUUCUCUGGACACCAGUGGCUGGAGAUUGAUGGGGAGAACCGCGACUACAACGUGGCUGUGAGAUUCACCCCGCUGAAGUUUGCCCAGAUCUGUUACUGGGUGCAUGGGAACCGAGUGGACUGUAGUCAGGACUGAGAGAGAAGGGGAGGGGGGAUGGCCUAUAAAAAAAGAGGCUAUGAAGUCCAUGACAGAUAACUAUUUAAAGUAAGCACAAAAUCCUUUAAAGGAGAUGUGGAGAGGAAAUUACUCCCCAACUCAGUUUUUAAAAGGGUAAGAGUGAAACUGGAUUUAAUCCUAAUAAAACAUCUACAAUACUAUCGAAGAAAACAGGACUGCUAAACCUUCAUGCACCUUAACGGGUUUCCCUUGGAGGCGUUACCCACUGUGACUAGGAGCCUUGCUGUUUUAUAACUAUGGUAGCAGCCAUUAACUUUAUACUUUGGAAUAAUAUUGAACAGCUUUAGCCAAUGGAGCAACUAUUGGAUUUUUUAUAUUUUUAGAUAUACUCUCCCAUUGUUCUCCGUAAUACUGUGGCUGCAUGUUUUCAACAUUUAGGAUCAAAUGUGCUGGUGUGGAGUUGAUUUUACAAAGAGAUGUGGGAGGGGCCGCUUAUUUGUUUAGGUAACGUCACCUAAGGAUGUGAAUGAUUUUGGAAAGUACAGGGACUUCUCAUUCUGGGUUAGAAAGAUACCUGUAAAAUAUAUACACGCGGCCCCAAUGGCCCGGAGGCAUAUCUAGCCACACUGACAAGAUACGGCGCCUCGAUACACCAAACAUGUCAAAAAGGGUCAAAGGUACCAAUGGUGAAAUCAACAAAAGUCAGACUAAAAACCUAAGGGAGUUUCUUACUCAAUGCUGGCAGCAUAAACUACUUGCUUUCAAGCGGGUUAGGGGGGUGAAAAUCAGAAUGGUGAUAUUUUUUGUAAAUGCCUAUUUUAAUAAAAAAAAAUGUUUAUCA
Molecule: messenger RNA, 2488 nt
Organism: Oncorhynchus gorbuscha (pink salmon)
Lineage: Eukaryota; Metazoa; Chordata; Actinopteri; Salmoniformes; Salmonidae
Product: serine protease 23-like
Exons: 2
Coding region: 487-1665 (392 amino acids)
Biological process (GO): proteolysis
Molecular function (GO): serine-type endopeptidase activity
Source: RefSeq, a predicted model, not a curated record